Molecule: messenger RNA, 234 nt
Organism: Funneliformis caledonium
Lineage: Eukaryota; Fungi; Glomeromycota; Glomeromycetes; Glomerales; Glomeraceae
Source: the annotation of a GenBank genome assembly
AUGAAAGAAUUACCAGUUUAUGUAGACAUUAAAAAUGGAAGAACGCGUGUAUUGACAGAGAUAAGUAGAGUUGAAGGGGAUGUCGAGGAACUUUGCAAUGAUAUACGAAAAGAGCUUUUCUACGAGUCUCAAGAGAAAAACUUAGUUAGAGUCAAUCAUACAAAUAAUCAUGUAAUUAUUAAGGGACGACAUGGCUUUAUGGUAAAGGAAUGGUUGGCAAAGAAAGGAUUUUGA